GUUUGUUCCAUUUACUUCACCGAAGGAGAGUCGGAUUUAAUUUGAAACAUCAUGUUCGUAUGGCCUUGGAUAUAGUAAGCAACAUACCGAUGAGAAAAAGCGAGGCGGUGUUGCCGUAAAGUGAUCUUGUUUUGCUAGCAAUAGUUGGUUUGAAGAUGGUGACGUUUUUUUGCGUUGUAGGAUCCAUGUCGGCCCGGUGUCCGAGUUGCUGUCCAACUGUGCGUAAAGGCCCGUGUUAAGGUAAGAAUGGUGACUGGUGACAAUCUUCAAACCGCCAAGGCAAUUGCGUUAGAAUGCGGUAUACUCGGGUUAGAUGCGGACGCUACCAAGCCAAACCUAAUUGAAAGGAAGUCCUUCCGUGCAAUGUCGGAUGCACAAAGACUCGAAGUAGCUGAGAGGAUAUCGGUGAUGGGGAAGUCGUCUCCUAACAAUAACUGUUACUCGUGCAAGCUCCGAGGAAAAGAGGACAUGUCGUUGCGGUUACUGGAGAUGGAACUGGCGAUGCCCCUGCUUUACAUGAGGCGGAUAUUAGUCUUGCUAUGGGUACUCAAGGCACUGAAGUAGCAGAAGAGAGUAGUGACAUCAUCAUAUUGGACGAUAACUUUGCUUCGGUUGUUAGGGAGGUAAUUAACUCAGUCUGUUUCUUAGUUCCGUUUAGAUGUGAUAAUAUCUACCCAUCCUUAUUAAUCAACAUUUUGGUUUGUUUUUUCUACUAAAUUCAGAAAG
Helianthus annuus (common sunflower) is the source of this 726-nucleotide messenger RNA. Its product is annotated as calcium-transporting ATPase 8, plasma membrane-type-like. The transcript is spliced from 3 exons. The coding region runs from base 247 to 564 and encodes 105 amino acids. The record is from RefSeq and is a predicted model, not a curated record. Gene Ontology annotation, cellular component: intracellular membrane-bounded organelle. Gene Ontology annotation, molecular function: P-type calcium transporter activity. NCBI's taxonomy places the organism in Eukaryota, Viridiplantae, Streptophyta, Magnoliopsida, Asterales, Asteraceae.